AUGCCACCUCACUUGUGUCCCACCAACACCUCGCUCUCAGAGCUGCACCUGACGGGCAUCCCAGGGCUGCAGCACCUGCACCUCUGGAUCUCCAUCCCCUUCUGCCUCUUGUACCUCAUCACGCUGGCUGGGAACAGCACUCUUCUCUGCGUGAUAAAGGCUGAUCCCACCCUGCGUCUGCCCAUGUUCUUCUUCCUGUCCAUGCUGUCUGUCAUUGACCUGGUUAUGUCCACUUCCAUCACCCCAAACAUGCUGAACAUCUUCUGGUUUCACUCCACUGCCAUCAGCCUGGAUGCUUGUCUUACCCAGAUGUACUUUGUCCAUGCUUCCUCUGCGAUAGAGUCAGGGGUGCUGGUGGCGAUGGCCUUGGACCGCUAUGUGGCUGUUUGCAACCCCUUGCGGUACUUGUCCAUCUUGACCAGACCCGUUGUGGCUGCCCUUGGCUUGGCCACCUUGCUCAGGGGUGUGGUGUUCAUGAGCCCACUCACCUUCCAGAUUCGCCGCCUGCCUCUCUGCAGCCCAGCCGUGGUGAACCACUCCUACUGCGAGCACAUGGCUGUGCUCAAGCUGUCCUGCAGGGACACAGAUUUCAGCAACACCUACAGCCUCUCUGUGUCAACCUACGUGGGGACCUUCGACUCACUGCUCAUUGUCCUCUCCUACGCAUUCAUCCUCCGAGCUGUGCUUGGCCUCUCCUCCUCACAAGCCCGCAAGAAAGCCUUCAGCACCUGCAGCUCACAUCUCUGCAUCAUGUCCCUCUUCUACAUCCCAGGACUGCUCUCCAUGUACAUUCAGAGGUACCACCUGGAGCUCCCACCCCAUGUCCCGGUCCUGUUGGCUAACCUCUACCUCCUCAUCCCACCAGCAUUCAACCCCCUGAUCUAUGGCAUCAGGACAAAGCAGAUACGUGAUGCAGCACGUAGGGUGAUCUACUGGAGGAGACCCAUGGUGGGAGGGAUUGAGCCUGGACUUCAGAGAACAGGGCUGGGAUUCGUGAAGACAAAGUCCAUUCCCAGAAUGGCCAAAACCUCUGAUGGACCUUGGUGUGGCUCUCAGGGUGCAUUCAGAGCUGCAGAUGCCCCAGGAAAUGUUGGUGGCCACUGA
This is a messenger RNA of Cuculus canorus (common cuckoo), 1104 nucleotides long. Its product is annotated as olfactory receptor 52M1. Gene Ontology annotation, cellular component: membrane. Gene Ontology annotation, biological process: G protein-coupled receptor signaling pathway. Gene Ontology annotation, molecular function: G protein-coupled receptor activity; olfactory receptor activity. The record is from RefSeq and is a predicted model, not a curated record. The coding region runs from base 1 to 1104 and encodes 367 amino acids. The transcript has a single exon. Lineage: Eukaryota; Metazoa; Chordata; Aves; Cuculiformes; Cuculidae.